UCAAGGCGGGCCUGUUUUGUAGUGUCGGGUUCCAAAAUGCUGGCCAUCAAUAAUGUAUCAAGGCAUGCCGGUUUCAAUUUCGAAAAAUAAUAUCGUGACCUAUCUAAGCUGUAUAUUAGCUUAUGCUGUGACGGUGCGGGGCAGUAACCGAUUUCUCUACUUACACCCGAGAUUGACGAAUUUCAACAUCUACCUGUAAUCAAGGUGAUUCGACAGUUGACGUCACGGAUGGCUAGUACGGAAGACAAUAUUCAGCAAGUCUCUGAUGAGGCUGCUGAAGUCCCCGCCGACCCCAGCAUAGAAUCAGCUGCUGAAACCGACGUACCAGUUGAAGGGAAAACUGCAGACAUGGAGGAGUUGAUCCGGCGAUGUAACCAAUCCAUCAUUGACUCCCAGAAGGCGCUCACCAAAUAUGAUGCAGUACAGGAAGAGAUUCAGGGGGCAAGGUCUAGUGUUAUUGGAGGCAUCUCCCGUCUACAGCGGCCCUCUAGGCGAUGGAGGCGAGCACGGGAUGAUUAUGCUGACGGCCAUUUAUAUGGUACCGUUAUAGAAGCAACUAGGAGAACGGAGCCCAUCGCACAUAGCACGCCGAACAAACCCGAAAGAGAUAUCAGUCCUGUAGGUCGGGCUCAGAUCCGAGGGAUCAAGGACAACAGUCCGAUGGAAAAAGUUCUGUCCAUAAAGGAUGGCAGAGAAAUGAGUCCAUUAGCUAAGGCUAGGGCGAAACUGGACAGAGAAACUAGCCCAGUGGCCCGAGCACGCGCGAGGCAGGAAAGAGAAUCCAGUCCUAUGACAAGAGUGAUAGUCAGAAAUGACAGAGAGUCAAGUCCGCUGGCAAAUGCGAUGUUGAGGAAGGACAUAGAGCAAAGUCCGAUGGCGAAAACUAGAAUAGUUCGAGAAGGCAGUUCGACAAAACAGUAUAUCGUACCACCUAUCGUUCUAAGUCGUGGGUUAGCUUCGAGGUUGGACCAUCCAAGUAGUUCGUUCGACGAGGAAAACACAGGUGAAACGGAGGAAGAUACGAUGGAUGCAAAACUAGAGCAACUAGCAGAUGACCUAACAGCGCAACCGGAAGAUCCUUCGAAAAAAACGAAAUCGUCAUAUGCGCAGAUCGUUAUGCCAGAAUCAAAAUAUCAGCAGGAACGGCUGCGACAGUACCGAAUGGCGCAGAUUCAAGCCGAUGAAAUCGGUAUUCCGAUAUCGCUUCAGGAAAAGCUUCGCUAUCGAAUGUCUCUGCUAGGAGAUGAUGAUAUUCUGAUGCCGUCUUCAUUAACUCUGAAGGAAAGACUGCGGUACAGGAUGUCCCUUCUUGAAGACGACCUCGACGACGAGGUUUGGGAGCGUAUAGCAGCUCGUGUGGCUCAAAAUAAAGAUUCUGAUAUUGCAGUUCCUAUAUCUACUAUGAGCGGAGAGACACUUUAUUACAGAGUGUCGGCUACCGAUGCGGAAAUCCCUAGAGGUUUGUUUCAUCAUGCGGCAAGGAACGGCGAUCUCGCCCUGGUUCAAACUCUCGUUAUGGAUGGAGUCGACGUUAAUGAUGUAGAUGGGGAAGGAAUGACAGCGUUACAUCAUGCCGUAUCAAAAUCUCAGAUUGCUGUUGCGAAGUUUCUGCUUUCACUUAAGCCAAUAAUUGUAAACAUGGCCGAUGUGCAAGGAAAAUCUCCUCUUCAUUAUGCUGUAGAGAACGGUCACGCUCCAGUCCUCGUCUCUCUCUUGUCGCAUGGUGCGUUUCCGAACAGCACAGAUAAUCAAAAACAAACACCACUCCACAAAGCAUGUCGUGAUGGGAAACACAACAUUGUCGAUAUCCUCCUGGAAAACGGGGCUUCCCUUUUCGCUUUCGAUGACGCAAUGAAAGCCCCGUUGCACUAUGCUGUUGAGAACAACCAUCCUGCUUGCGUGACGACUCUUCUCAAAAAAGGUGCGCCUGUUAACAACAGCGAUGGAGAUCAACGCACCCCUUUGCAUUAUGCAGCUCAACUAGGAUUCUUCUUGAUAGCAGAUAUCUUACUGGCCAACGGAGCGAUGGCAGAUGCACUUGACAAGGAUAUGAAAACAGCCAUUUUCAUCGCCGUUGAGAGCGAUUUCAUUUCCAUGACUCGCACCUUAAUCUCGUAUAAUGCAUCUGUAAAUACGGCCGACGUAGAGCGUUUAACACCACUUCACAUCGCAUCCGUCAACGGCAAUACCGACCUGGUUAUUCUCUUGUUGCAACAUGGGGCAAGAGUGGAUGCCCUGGACUGCGCUAACAGGACGCCGAUCAGUUACGCAGUGGAGAACAACGAGAUAGAAGUAGUUCAACUCCUACUGCAGCAUGAAGCCGGUGUUACCAUCGUUGAUGUUCAAGAGAUGACGCCUCUUCAUUACUCAGCUGAAAUCGGAAACGAAUUUCUGGUCCAUCUUCUGGCAGAUCACGAAUUAAAGCAUUCCUCAAGCGACGCGACAUACAAACGUCUUCUAGAUGUCGCUUUCAAGUACCAGAACGAACUACUCGGAAGCAUGACAAUGACCCACGCUCUAAAAGGCUACAGCGAGAUCAUUCAACAAGAUAAUCAAUCUCUGAAAAAAAAAGGCGAAGCUACAGAGAUGAUGAAAUCGUUGUUGAAUAUGGUCUGCAAGCACUUCAGUCACUAUCAUGGAGAAAAGCUGGUCCGCGUUUGGCCCGGAUACAAGGAAUUAGCUGCGGACAGUCCGAUGGUUGUUGUCAACGUGUCCAACUUACCAAAAGUGAAACCUAGCGUCUUCAUGGGACUUCCUAUUGUAUACAAGUUGUACGGUUUAGUCAGCGACGAGUCCAUUAUCCUCAGCUACUCAAAAUUAGAAAUAGAAAAGCUGACAGAUCCUUUGGAAAUCAUGGCUAUACAACGCAUCAUUACUAGAAAUAUCGCUCGUCUGAAACUAAAUCAUAGCAACCUCGUAAAGGUUAGUGCCAGCGCAGUUAGGUCGUUGCAAAACGGUUCUUUGCUGGCAAAAGAAGCGUGCAUUGUAUUGUACUGUAGGAGUAAGGGUAUUAUACCGUUUGGAGAGAAACCUUUCCCGAAAUAUAUUGAAGAUAUCCCAGUAGAUAUUCGAGAUGGAUUGAGUAGCGUCUCGGAGGGCUUGGAAAAUCGGAUCGGCGCUAGCAAAUUAUCCAGAGAAGCCUUUGACGGAUCGAGAAGCAGUGAAGAUAGUAGCCGAAAGAAACUCGAAUUCUAAUCCAGUAGGAUUUAAAUACACACCUUUUUUCAUGUAAUUUCAUUUGUUGGUGAUGUGCCGUGUUCUCCCAGCUGAUGGGAACGUCGUGAUUUCUUUUUUAAUCACUGACGCACUUGAGUAUCAUGGAUAUUAUUGUUAUUCAGUACCGAAUGUUGUGAUUUUACAUCUGCUGCGGCCUCUGGGGCUCGCCUGUCACCAGUGAAGUUCAGAGUUAUGCUUAUGUUUCAUCUCACGUCACAAAAUGCUGCUAUUAUUAGAAGUAACUUUGCAGUAGAAGCAAUAAAAUGGACUGUGUAACUUUUAAAACAGUUUUUUUUUAAGUUAUACUGCCUUAGUUGUCUCAAUUCACGACAUGACUGUGGUUAAGCUUUUGCAAUGUUAACUAAAAGCACGCACCUGUUUCUUUCGUUAUUCGUAGGUUGUUAUUUAUUUACUUAUGUUUUGUUGUUGAUAUACCACAAUGUUUAGUUUUAUAUAUUUCUAUUUUAAUAAACUCA
Messenger RNA from Pecten maximus, 3692 nucleotides. RefSeq lists its product as uncharacterized. Bases 229 to 3195 code for a protein of 988 amino acids. Gene Ontology annotation, molecular function: protein binding. Lineage: Eukaryota; Metazoa; Mollusca; Bivalvia; Pectinida; Pectinidae. The record is from RefSeq and is a predicted model, not a curated record. The transcript has 4 exons.